Orbicella faveolata is the source of this 2732-nucleotide messenger RNA. RefSeq names its product alpha- and gamma-adaptin-binding protein p34-like. The record is from RefSeq and is a predicted model, not a curated record. Lineage: Eukaryota; Metazoa; Cnidaria; Anthozoa; Scleractinia; Merulinidae.
AGGUUGAUUGUCAUGUAAUGUGAAAACCAUUAUGGCGGACAAUAUCAGUCGAGUCUUGGUGGUGAGCUGUAGUUCGUUUCUUUCCUCUAAAGAUGUUAUCACUGAAAUGUGCAAACCAGACUGCCCAACACCUAAAGAGCUGUCAGACACUGGCGGUUUGAGUUCAUACCUGUGGAAAAUUGAAAACAAAUAUUACACAGCUGAUGUUCAUCUUUGUGCCUGCUCCGCGAGCUCUCUCCCGUCCCAAUGCGAAUUUGCUUCAAAUAUUAACUUCCAAAGUGUCAUUAUUACAUUUGAUCAAAAAGAGAGAUCAAGUUUCAAAGAAGUAACAUCAUGGCUGCCAUAUAUUGAGACACAGGAUCCAUCUGUUUUAUUACUGCUUAACUCUGGCAAAGGAGGCAACAAUAAAGGAUUGUCCAAAGCAGAGGUGGUUAAGUGGUGUUUGGAUAACUCAUUUGAGCUUAUUGAAAUGAUGCCUGAGGAGGAGGAGGAAGAUGGUGAAGAAGAUGAUUUUCGUGAGAAGACUGGGAUUGAAAGAGUAGUUGAAGCUCUUCAGUGUGCAGAGUGGCCAAACAUGAAAAUGAAGGAGAAUCGAAGUCGUACAGGUCCAAAAGGUUCUAAAGAUGACCAAGGGGCUAGUGCUUCCCUUAACAAUGAAGAAAAACAGAGCGCUGAACAUGGCGCGUCAAAGAAUACAGCAGUCUUUCCUCUGCCAACUGACGAUCUGGAAUUACUUAGCAGCCUAGCAAGCGAUGGAACGGAGAAUGAAUCAUUCGAGGAAUUAUUUCAAAAACUCGCUGUAAUGAAAGAACGCGCAUCAUCUCUUCCAGCCAGCGAAAGAAAAGAUUACGCGGAAAAGGUUGCAAUUGCAUUUUGGCGCGCCUUGGGAGGAAGUGAAGAAGAAAUUGCUGGGUUAGGCGAGGACGAUGAAGCCUAAUUAACAAGCCUACUGCUCCAACGUCCAAGAUUAACAACAAAUAGUUUAAAGAAGAUUUGCGAACCAGGCAGAUGGAGUUCUAGAUGGGCGCACAAACGUUGAAGGGAUAUCACGACAGAGUUAUACCAGGUCUGCUGCUUAUCACCUUGUUCUCGUUGAAGAGUCUAAAUGUUGCUGUGCAAUAUCAACUUUUACACUAUUCUUUCCUGAGGCUAUGUCUGCCUGCACAGCUAUCCGGCUGUGUUUUUUUCAGUUAAUUGAUAAUUUACUCCGACAAGACUUUUAUGACUUUUAUUCCUCGUUAUUCACGAACACGCAGUAAAGUACAUCAGGAGAACGCAUAUGAAACAGUAACUUGUUGAACGAAAGACUUGCAAUAAAUAUUAUACGUGUGAUAUAUCUGUAAUCCCAAAAAGUCAGACACAAAUAAUUAACUCCAGCGACGACAUCCUUCGACUUGAGAUGUUUCUGUGCAAUGUUAACUUAAUUUGCACGAUUUCUUCUUAACGCUGCCUGCACGGCUAUCGGUUGUUCGGUUUAUGGAUUGUGUUUACAAUUAGCUCUUGGAUAUUACAUCCUCUUAUUGUAGGUUCCUUGUUAUACAGUUUUUUUCUGCUGCAGAGUGUUGUUCAGAAUUCGCUUACAAGAUAAGGCACAGGAGCUCAGAGUUCGAGCUUCUUGUUUUAAAUUCCAUUGAUAUUCUCUGCUGAGAAGACGGGUAUUUAAUGAGAUGCUGGUCUGUGCGUUGUGGGACGAACAUACAAACCACAAGAGCUCUUGUCUGUUCAGAAACCUUAUGCACAUUUGACGAUUGCACUUUUUCUUAUUUUUUGUCUCGCAUCGUUUGUUAGACGCAGAUUCCUUCUGAAACACAGCUGUCAAAUGUGCCAAAUGUAAGCUCUCUUUGAAAUUAGCUAUUCAAAUAUUAUUAUAAACUCGAGUCUUAGCGGGGAUAUUCUUGACUAGAUUCACGAAUUAACUAUUAAGGAAAGGUAAGUUGAUCGAGCGAUUGUGACUUUUUUUUUUUUACGACUCAUUACAAGCUAUAGCCGUCUAGCUGUCCACGGUUGCAUUUGCAUCUUGGCUUUCAAUUUCUACACUGUAAUGUCGUUGAGUACCGGGGUUGAGUAUCGACAGUAUCAGCCUUGCUUAGUGGUUGUUGAUUGAGUUCUUAGUACCGUUCAACUUUCUUUUGUAUCAGUUAUUCGUUAUUGUACUACUCUGUCUGUUUUUUUCUGGUAAUGUUUAUUUAUCAUGCCCAAACUAAAUCUAGGCUGCUGAUGGGUCGAACUAUGUACCCAUCGUUGUUGUAUUCCAAAAAAGUCUUCAUCACUUUGGCAGCCAUUUUGUUAACAAUGGGCAGGCAAAUGUCGCCCCUCUCAAGGAUUAUCCUGGUCAACGGAAUUGCCACGGAUACGGGUAACCAGGAUACGACCCAUCGCUGACCGAGCGAGAGCACUUUUUCCCCAACUAGCUGCUACAACUCGCUCAUAGCUACGCAUUCACAAGUUUGAAAGGACUGUAAUCGCGUAAUCAGUAUGAAGUACCCCAGCGUGAUUCCGAGGGCAACCCUUAAAACUGGAAUCCGAACUUAUUGGAAUUGAGAACGACGACAGAAGUAAUUCACUUCAGCAAUGUCCAAUCACAGGUUACCCAAGCUCGUAAAUGAGCGUCCCUUGUACAGACAUAAGUAGUCAGGUUAGGCAACAGUCGAAAUAUGAGUAUUUGUAUGGAAAAACGGUUACAUUGUUAAGCCUAAAAAAUACGAAGGAAUGCGAAUAAAAAUGUAUACCUA